AUGGAGCUGUACGUCCAUCUCCCGCCCACAAAUGUCCCCACAAUCCGCCCGGCUUUUCGCCCAGCCCCCGCCGUCCCCAAAGUCGCAGAAGCCACAAUCCCGAGUCAGUUCCAGGCUCCCGAGGGCACCUAUUGCCUCGCUCCCCCGCUCUCCAUUUUUCCCGCCAUCGGCAGCCCUGCCCCUGUUGAUGUCGAUAGGAGCACACCCAAUUCUGCCGUGUUCAUGAUGAGCCCAGGCGCGCCCAUUCCCUCCCCGCAGGGUCCGGCGAUUAUGUCGACUGCGACAAGUGCGGGGUCGUACCAGGUCAACGGUCGUUGGGAGCCCGCACAUCCGGUCAAAAUGAACUGGGUUGGUGUCUGGUUUCCUUCGCGCGCUGGAGGCAGCUUUGGGGGUCUGCUGGGGAAAGGAGCAAAGGGCGAUGGGAGCGCGCCGCAAGGGAACAUCGCGCUUGAAGGCCAGUAUCCCAACGCGUCGAACGGCUCGUCGUCGUCUAGUUCGUCAUCGCCCCAAUCAUCGGAGCCUCAAUCUGUACCAUUUGCCAUGUCGCCUCCCACAGCACAAUCCAAGUGGCAUUUUGGAAAGCCCACAAACGCUGCUCUUCGCCCAAAGACGAGUCUGAGAGGCACUUCUAAUCUCAUUGACCGGGUCAUCACCGUUGAUAAUCUUCAGCGAAUCUUGUCAGAGAAGGGACGGUUCGGGGGCGAAACUGUGAGGUGGGGCACCUGGAAUAUGGGACGGCAGUGGGCUUGGGGCGAGCAGGGCGGGAAAAUCAGAGAGCCAUUCGCAAAGAUCUACUUUCGGCAUGCUGUCACGAGCCACGCCAUCAUUCACCAAACUGCAAAUGUCGACCGUCUGGACUGCAUCGUCGGUCUCGAAUCGGGCGACCUGAUAUGGGUGGAUCCCAUUCUCGGCAGGUAUACGCGAUUAAACAAGAACGGCAUCUUGAAUAACAAUCGAGUGGAUGCCAUCUACCCAGACCCACGCCAACCAACCCACUUCCUUGCCGUGUUCGCCGACUCUACGAUCCUUCGGUUCAACACUGGUCUCGAAGACCCCAUCAACGCCUCUACUUCCGUUCUACCCACCAAACCUUGGUCUCUCUUUUUCGAAAGGGAAUGGGCGCGCCGUGCUCGAGGGCAAAGCGCGGAAGGGAGUAGUACAAAGUUGGGAGGAAGUGUAGGGGACUCAGGGCUGGACGGGAGCGUGGCUGGACUGAGCGCGAGCGUAGGGGCAAAGGAGGAGGCUGAUGAUGAGCUGCUCAAGUGGAAGAAUGAAGACUGGACUGUAGGGGUGGAAAGGGAAAAGGGAAAGGACAAGGGCCCGGUGUCGUUUGCGGGGAAGAACCCAGUGGCUGCGAUCAGAGUGGGAAGAGACAAGAUCAAUGCAAUGGCAUAUUCGCCGGAUGCAAAGCUACUGGCUGUCGCAUCCGAGGAUGGCAACUUGAGAAUAAUAGAUAUAGCAGAGGAGCACAUCACCGACACGUAUGCUAGCUACUACGGAGCCUUUACUUGUCUCGCCUGGUCUCCCAACUCUCGCCUCCUUGCGGCCGGCGGUCAAGACGAUCUCAUCACUUUGCUCUCCCCCAACGACGGCCGUAUCAUCGCACGCUGCCAAGGACACACUUCAUAUAUCAGAUCGAUAGCUUUCGACCAGCAGAUGAAGGGCGAAGCGAGGGCUUAUCGAUUCACGAGUGUCGGUGAGGAUGGAAAGUUGAUUUUUUGGGACUUUUCACCCGCCGCGGUACACAAACGUCACCAUCAUCUCCCCACCUCUGCUUCUGGCCAUAUCGCUCCCGCCAGUUCUGCUACGGUCAACCACCCUCCAGGUAGCAUGUCGAACCUGUUCCAGAACCCUUCUGGUACCUACCACCCCGCUCUCCCGCGUAGCGAAGUCCCUGUACUCCAGCCGGUCAUGUCGAGAUUGGUGGACUUUACGAUCGUGACGGGGGUGCAUUGUCUGCCGGAUUGUGUAGUGACAGUAUCGAGGUAUGGGAGGGCAAAGUUCUGGAUGAGGCCCGGGAAGCAGGUUGGACAGAAUGGGCAGGGGAAAGAAACAGGGACGAUCACCCCGGGCAUGAGCGGGAGUAUGAUCAAGGGAUGA
Cryptococcus wingfieldii CBS 7118 is the source of this 2100-nucleotide messenger RNA. RefSeq lists its product as hypothetical. Gene Ontology annotation, cellular component: nucleus; cell division site; cell tip. Gene Ontology annotation, biological process: carbon catabolite repression of transcription. Gene Ontology annotation, molecular function: protein binding. The transcript has 7 exons. The record is from RefSeq and is a predicted model, not a curated record. Bases 1 to 2100 code for a protein of 699 amino acids. NCBI's taxonomy places the organism in Eukaryota, Fungi, Basidiomycota, Tremellomycetes, Tremellales, Cryptococcaceae.